UUACUGAGUAUUCUUUUUCUCCCUUUUUUCCCUUUCAGUUCCCUAGUGGAGGCAUCCCACCACCAUCUGUAAGUACAGUCUUAAAACUGUUGCCUUUUCAGUAUCCAGGUUACCCUAGCCCAUCAGGUGGGCCCCUCUACAAUCCUCCUGUUCCUCUGACAACCCCUAUCCAAGGAGGAAUGUACCCUGGAAAGAUCAUCUACCUAACCGGAAUACCAAAGCAAAAUGCCAAUCGCUUUAAUGUCAAUCUGACAUGUGGAGCUCAUGAGUCUUCCAAUAUUGCCCUCCAUUUUGACGCCCGCUUCCACUUUGGAAAUGACAGUCACAAUGUUGUUGUUCGAACUCACAGACAGGGAGGUAACUAUGGACCAGAAGAACGACAUCAGAAUUUCUUCCCAUUUACUCCUGGAGUCAAUUUUGAGAUCAUGAUUCUGGCAGAACAUGCCAGUUUUAAGGUUGCUGUUAAUGGUCAGCAUUUCACAGAAUUCUUCCACCGAAUUCAUCCUUUGAACUCAGUGACCUAUUUGAAUGUUCAAGGGGAUGUCGUCCUGACGCAAGUUAGAUUCCAGUAG
Candidula unifasciata is the source of this 572-nucleotide messenger RNA. The record is from the annotation of a GenBank genome assembly. NCBI's taxonomy places the organism in Eukaryota, Metazoa, Mollusca, Gastropoda, Stylommatophora, Geomitridae.